Penicillium manginii is the source of this 1554-nucleotide messenger RNA. RefSeq names its product peroxidase. Gene Ontology annotation, molecular function: peroxidase activity; heme binding. The transcript is spliced from 2 exons. Lineage: Eukaryota; Fungi; Ascomycota; Eurotiomycetes; Eurotiales; Aspergillaceae. The record is from RefSeq and is a predicted model, not a curated record. Gene Ontology annotation, biological process: cellular response to oxidative stress; hydrogen peroxide catabolic process; response to reactive oxygen species. The coding region runs from base 1 to 1554 and encodes 517 amino acids.
AUGGGUCCUCCAUAUGCGAAAAACCCCGUGGGAAAGGGUGACAGUCACGGGACUCGAUAUCGGCUUCCAAGUUCCGAGGUACUCUCCGGUAUUCAGAUUCAUCGCCGACGGAAUUUGAACGGGGAAAAUGACUUUAUUCGGCUGGACCGUCCCGCACUCUCAUUCAGGACGCAGGUCCAUGAUGGUGUGCGAAAAAACCCGUCAGGAUUGGAUGAUGAAUUCCACGAGACAGGCCGAAAAUCGGAAUAUUUCGCUAUCUUUCGAAUCCGAAGCAGCGAACGGUACGCUGACACGGGGAAAUGGGGAGAGGCCAUGGGAACCACUGAUAGACGGGCUAUCGAAGCCCGAGAAGGGACCUCGGCAUUGCGGCCGCCGAAUAACGCGCAGGCUGAUUCGGCCGGGUGCUCCACUUCCUCUCUCUGGGCCUUCAUGUGGGAGGACUCCAGACUGAGGACCCUUUCUUUUCACCAUUUCUCUCCCUCUUCUCCCAGUUUAUCUUCCCUCUUCACCUCUUCCGUGGUUUCAACUGUUGUUUGUCAACCAUUCGCCGUUGCCUUCGAGAAAAGCAUCCCAAACCAAAACCCAACUACAAACACCAUCCCGAACCGCGGUUAUCGGCCGAGAAUGAGUAGCGUGCACGACUAUGAGGCGGUCCGCAAGGACAUCGUCGCUCAACUGAAGAAGCCCGACUAUGAUGACGGCAGCGCUGGACCAGUAUUCGUCCGGUUGGCAUGGCACUCCUCCGGAACCUAUGACCUUGAAUCUGACACUGGCGGUUCAAAUGGCGCCGGUAUGCGCUAUGAAGCCGAGGGUGGCGACCCAGCCAAUGCGGGCCUGCAGCACGGCCGGGCCUUCCUGGAGCCGAUCAAGGAAAAGCACCCUUGGAUCACAUACUCGGAUCUGUGGACACUGGCGGGCGUAGUCGCAAUCAAGGAACUCGGUGGUCCGGAGAUUCCCUGGCAAGGUGGACGUACUGAUCUGGUGGACGACUCGAAGGUCCCCCCACGGGGUCGACUGCCCGACGGUGCUCUGGGCGCCGACCACUUGCGGUUCAUCUUUGGCCGUAUGGGCUUCAACGAUCAAGAGAUUGUUGCGCUGGCUGGCGGUCACAACCUCGGUCGGUGCCACGGCGACCGUAGUGGAUUCGAGGGACCCUGGGUCACCAACCCAACGCGCUUCUCGAACUCGUUCUUCAAGUUGUUGUUGACGCUAGACUGGAAGCCCCGCAAGCUUUCAACGGGUAUGACCCAGUUUGUGUAUGAGGAUCCUGAUGCGGACGAGGAUGAGGAGCCUUUGAUGAUGCUGCCGACCGACAUGGCGCUGAAGACUGACCCGGCUUUUGCACCUUGGGUACAUGCCUAUGCCAAAGAUAAGGACCUGUUCUUCGAUCACUUUUCCAAGGUGUUUGCAAAGUUGGUUGAACUGGGUAUCCAGCGUGAUGCGCAGGGUGUCAUCACCAACAGCGACAACAAGCUGGGUGGAUAUGUCUCUGCGCCUAAGAAGAGCAAUACUGCCACCGGUCCGAAGAAGGGCGAACCUCGGGCUCGUCUGUAG